CCACAAGAAUGUCAAAAGUCUUGUUCUGCUUUACAUGUGUGUAUACAUAUUGGUGUAAAUUCUUUUUAGUUAAAUCAUAGAUGCUACCAGGUAUACUUCGUAUAAUUCUUUAACUAGCUAAUGUUGGGAAUUAUGUGCUUCACUUUGAAAGAUUAACUGGGAAUAUAUAUGCAUGCACACAGUUUUAUGAUAUUUAGGGUCGUGUCAUUAAUUUAAGCUGUUUGACUUGUGAUCCUUCCUAUGUCCAGUCAGUCUUUGAUGAAAUUCAGUCAGAGCUCCUCAAUUUUCAUAAUUUAUAAUUUAGUGGAUUUAUUUUGCUUUUUGGUAUUGACACUUGUUUAUUCCAAUUUGGCACACUGGGAAAUACAGAUAACUGCAGAUGGCAACUUGGUUUUAAUAUGAUGUUUUGGUUGAUCAUUUCUACUAUCUCUGUACAUCACCUUCAUGACAUGUUGAAUGUGAAUCUUUUGGGGUUCUUUCAGGGUGUUAUUCUUCCAGAUCGUUCCAUUUAUUAUGGAUCCAAAAGCAUGUUUGAUCAGCAUAGGGACAUGAGACUUGACAUUGACGACAUGGGCUAUGAGGAACUUCUUGCACUGGGAGAAAGAAUUGGACAUGUAAAUACUGGUUUGUCGGAGGAGCUGAUUUUAAAGUGUCUGACCGAGUCAAUUUAUUAUUCCUCAGACCAAAUUCAUGAGGAAGGAAAUUGUGUUAUCUGUUUGGAAGAGUAUGUGAACAUGGAUGAUGUUGGGACGCUGAAAUCGUGCAGCCAUGAUUUUCAUGUGGGGUGCAUAAGAAAAUGGCUGUCGAUGAAGAACGUGUGCCCGAUCUGCAAGAAAACUGUUUUGGAUGAUGACGAUAUGAAAGAAUACCGUGAAUAUUAUUUCUGUGGCGGGUUUAUUCCCAACAAUUUCGUCUUUCAUUUCCCCCAUAUGUGGGUGUUUCAUAUGACCAAAAUAAGAUUCAAAUUGAUAAAUAUUAUGCAACUUUAUUGAUCACCAUAUUUGUUGAACAAAAAUACGAGCUACAAGAGCCAUUUAAAACAAAUAAUACAAACAACGAAAAAAAGUAAAACUAUGGAGAUUAUUAAUUCCAAAUACCAAAGUACAUAUAGAAUAGUGGCUACAUAAAUACAUUACUUCCUAGGAUAGAUAGUAAAAUAGGUUUGGGCAAGAGUUAAGCCAAGUAGUACAAUUGCUACAAGCAAAGUUAUAAAUGACCAUGGACUAC
Molecule: messenger RNA, 1227 nt
Organism: Lycium ferocissimum
Lineage: Eukaryota; Viridiplantae; Streptophyta; Magnoliopsida; Solanales; Solanaceae
Product: probable E3 ubiquitin-protein ligase HIP1
Exons: 3
Coding region: 399-992 (197 amino acids)
Molecular function (GO): ubiquitin protein ligase activity
Source: RefSeq, a predicted model, not a curated record